This is a messenger RNA of Dendrobium catenatum, 1222 nucleotides long. Its product is annotated as protein EXORDIUM-like. The record is from RefSeq and is a predicted model, not a curated record. The transcript has a single exon. NCBI's taxonomy places the organism in Eukaryota, Viridiplantae, Streptophyta, Magnoliopsida, Asparagales, Orchidaceae. Bases 111 to 1049 code for a protein of 312 amino acids.
AAUUCUCUACACCACAUCUACAGAUCGAGUUUCCACUUUCCAGAUCGAGAUUCCCUUCUACAAACAUUUCUAGCCCAUCGGAGAAAUCUCUUCUCUUGCUUUUUAUUCUAAUGUCGUUAGCAUCCAUGGAUUCUUCAACGUUGCUCUGCUUCUUUCUACUUUCCGCUCUUCUCUUCCAGCACUCGCUCGCCGCCCGGAGGCUCUCCGCUGAGGUAGAGAAGCAACCGCUUACCAUCACCUACCACAAGGGUGCUCUCCUCUACGGCCCUAUCUCCGUCAAUCUCAUUUGGUAUGGUAAGUUCACCGUUUCCCAGCGCGCCAUCGUCUCCGAUUUCGUCGCUUCCCUUUACGCCGGCGAUUACCAGAACCAGAAGCCCUCCGUAUCUUCUUGGUGGACGAUGGCCGAGAAGUACUACGCCCAAUCGAAGAAGGCGCCGCCUCGUCUUACCCUCGGUGACCAGAUCCUCGAUGAGGACUGCUCAUUGGGUAAAUCACUGAAGAACUCAGACAUUGCAGCUCUAGCGACGAAAGGCAAGCCUCAGCAAGCCAUAAACGUCGUCUUAACGGCGGAUGACGUUACGGUGGAGGGCUUCUGCAUGAGCCGGUGCGCAACCCACGGGUCUUCUCCCCGGUCCAAGAAAGGCCGGUUCGCCUAUAUCUGGGUGGGCAACUCGGCGGUUCAGUGUCCCGGCCAAUGCGCGUGGCCCUUCCAUCAGCCGGUCUACGGUCCGCAGGCCCCACCCCUUGUGGCUCCUAACGGCGACGUCGGGGUUGACGGCAUUGUGAUGAAUCUUGCUAGCAUGAUUGCCGGCACUGUUACGAACCCGUUCGGUGGUGGUUUCUUCAUGGGUCCGGCGACAGCGCCGCUUGAAGCAGCGACGGCAUGCCCGGGGGUCUAUGGGAAGGGAGCUUACCCGGGUUACGCCGGCGAUCUUUUGGUAGACCCCACAACCGGUGCAAGCUACAACGCCAAUGGGGCCGACGGGAGGAAGUAUCUACUUCCGGCCAUCUUUGAUCCGUCAACGGCUUCGUGUUCUUCUUUGGUGUAGUUGGAGGGAGCUUCUGUAGUUAAUCUAGGGUGUUGAGAAAUAAUUAGUUUUGAAUCAUUUGACACGUUUAAAGGGUAGAGAUCGUUAAAUCUUAUAUGUAAUUCUUUCAUUAAUUCAAUAUGUUCAGAACUUUUUUUUUUAGUUUGCCGAUAUGCAUUUCAUAAUUUAUGAUU